AUGGACUCACCUCACCCAGACGAAAAGAACACCACCCUGACAGAACAAGAACGAAAAAAACUCCGCAAUCGCUUAUCGCAACGAGCCUUUCGUCGCAGACAAGCAGAAUGUAUCCGCGAGCUCAAGAACCGCGUGAACGCAGACCAGCGAUCUGACAGUGAGCGCGUAGAAGCGCUGCAGAAGGAGAAUAAAUUGCUGAGACAGCAGUUGAUUGAUGUGCAGACGAAGAUGUCACGGAUGAUGGCGUCGGUGCAGUUGUUGAGUGAUUCGGUGGCUAAGACGCUUGAUGAUACUGCGAGUGGUGAGGGGGGUGAGCGGCAGAGGGACAGUGAGAGAGAAAGAGAUGAGCAGCUGAAUGGAAAUAAUCGGAAUGAGGAACGGAUUGUUGAAGAGUCUGCGUUGCAGUCGAUUGAUCUGGAGUUUGAUCCGUCGAUCCUGGAGUUUGAUCCGUCGUUUUCAUCAUCAAGCGUCACGGCAUCAACAGACAAUGGCAUCUCAUCAGAGCUCAUCAACGUUUCCGGCACAAGCCCAUUCUACUCUCAGAUCCCGAACAUCUGGAGUCAUGAGUAUCAAAUGGGGAUGCAGCCUUAUCUAACCGCCAUCAGCGCAACAGCCGAGUCAAGUCUAGUCCUUGGGAAAGACUACUCUUUUACCAAUUCGCCAUUCUCAGAUCAUAUCCAAUUACUUCAACGAAUGCUUAAGAAUAAGCUCAAUACCCUUGGAUUCGUUCCAGAAGGUCAUAAUCCUGUGCAGAGUGUCUACCAACCAGUCCUCAUGGUCUUAUCCAUGUUCAACAGCAUGACCCGUCCAGACGUAAUGGCAUGGUACGCCAAAACACGCUUCUACCACAUCAUCGAGCUCACAGCCUGGCAACUCUACCCCUCCUCCGCAACCUUCAACAAACUCCAUCCGCGCUACCGCCCUACACCCGCACAGCUCGAGAACCCUCACCCCGGCAUCAUCGACUGGAUCCCCUUCGCUACAAUCCGCGAUCGUUUAAUCCAGCUACACUCUGCAAAUCCCCACAUCGACCAAAUCUUCUGCGACGCUGUAACCGGCUACGUCGUCGAGGCGCUCAUGUCAGAUCUCGUCCUAGGUGCCCCGCAGAUAACGGUCUACGUACGUGUGACAGACCUCAUCAACACCAUGUCCUCCGCACCAUCCGAGUCCGAAAACACAAUCGCCAUGCUUCCCGCCCCAGACAUCUCAACACUAUUCUCAUCACCUGCUUAUGCCCGCGCUGCAUUUAACAAAUUGAACAUGGACAAGGGCGCGGGCUACUACAAGAUCGACCCCGCAUUCUUCGAAAAGUAUCCUGAGCUCUGGGACCAAGCCAGCGAUGUCACGGCGACGGGAAUGCCGCUGAAGCCAAAGUAUCAAAAGAUCCUCACGUACCCGAAACCGCUCGACUCUUCUACUGUGGAGACUUAUCGAAGCUUUAUCGAUUUUUCCCUCGACGCUGCGAAUACGAUAUCAAUGUCCCCGUGA
Messenger RNA from Fusarium tjaetaba, 1488 nucleotides. RefSeq lists its product as uncharacterized. Bases 1 to 1488 code for a protein of 495 amino acids. The record is from RefSeq and is a predicted model, not a curated record. Gene Ontology annotation, molecular function: DNA-binding transcription factor activity. The transcript has 4 exons. Gene Ontology annotation, biological process: regulation of DNA-templated transcription. Lineage: Eukaryota; Fungi; Ascomycota; Sordariomycetes; Hypocreales; Nectriaceae.